GUCAGUCAGCAGUCAACAGCUUUAUCAGUCAGCAGUGGCUACUUCCUUAAUUGGAAUCACCAGCCCAACCCGCCCAACCCUACAGUAGCUCAAACCUGGAGGAGCUCAGCUCAAACCCUCUCACUGACUGCUGCUCCAACCCUCGGACCGGACACAUCUUGAGAGUCUGGAUCAAGGAUGGCCCUUCUCGACUUCCCCGUUCCGGAGCUGGACGUCACCUUGCGGGAGGUGGGGCGCGUCCUCCAGCUCACGCUGCCCGCUGACCUGUACCCCGAGUUCAGACACACCCUGGGGCAGCAGCGGGGGCAGCUGGAGGCGGCGCAGAGGCGCCUGGCCGCCUCGGCCACCGGCCGCGAGAACUGGGUGACGGAGCAGUUCAAGAGCCGGCUGCUGGCGUGCGGCGACCCCCUGCCCACGGCCACAGCCCUCCCGGCCGUGCUCCCCCCCCGCGGGGCCGGGAGGGCCGGCCCACAGCUGGAGCGGGCGGCCGCCCUGCUGUGGGCCGUGGCCAAGCUGCACUGCGAGCCCUCGCUGGUGGAAGAGGCCACGGCCGCCACCGAGCGCACGCAGCAGGCCCAGAUAUUCGCCGCCUGCCGGCUGCCGGGCACCCAGCACGACGAGAUCAAGAUGUACCCAGACAGCCUCCAUGCCAUCGUCACCUGCAUUGGAGGCGUGUUCCCGGUGGACAUCCUGAGCCGUGGCAGCGAUGGAUCGAUGCGCCCCCUGCCGGUCUCUGACAUAUACCAUCAGCUGGCUCAGGCCAUGAGCCACACCGCCUCCAGCGGACAGAGACACGCUCCCACUAUCUGUGGCCUCUCAGCCUUGGACCGCAGGUCCUGGGCGGCCCUCAGGGGGGAGAUGGUGAAGCAGGGGGGCCUGGCCGCAGGGUCCCUGGGGCUCAUGGAGAGCGCGGUGGUGGCCCUCUCCCUGGAGGGCUGCGAGGCCCCCCCGGAGAUGGCCAAUAUCCUGAACACAGUCCGCCUGGGCGGAGGGGACGGUCCUUGUCUGAGAUACUACGACAAGGUGGUCAACGUGGUGGUGUUCAAGGACAGCACGGCGGGGAUGGUGUUUGAGCACAGCGCGGUGGAUGGAAUGGUAGCGGGGCUGGUGUCAGAGUGUCUGUUUCAUCUCUCUGAAACGGUAGACAUCAACCUCGACCACUACGGCCCCGAGGACCACGGCCGCUCUGACGCACAAAGCGAUGGCAGUAGGGUGACCCCAACUCCCCUACCUUUCCCCUUGCAAGAAAUCAGAAUCACCCCAAGCCCUUCCUUAAAGGCCACUCAUCCAGUCAUUACUUUUGAGGUGUCCUCAUACCCAGAUGUUUUUUCAGCAUUGAGAAGUCAAAGAGGCCUGUACGAUGCCUGGAUAAACUUUUCUCUGCAACUUUCCUUGAGUCAAAUUUUUGGUGAGUCUGCAGCCAAUCACAUCAUUGUCACACCAACCCACAUGCGGCACUACAAACAUGGCCGCUGCGACCCAACAUACUCCCUGACUAUGAGGUCUCGAGAGCUGGUGGGCGCCCUUGCAUCCUGUGUGCGGCAUGACGACGCUCCUCAGUAUAGCGCUCAUCUUCUACAACUGUUCCAUGUUGCCUUUCUGGAGCACAAGAACCUCAUCAAAGCAACAAAAAGUGGCCAGGGAGUAGGUCCUCAUCUUGCUGCCCUUCGGUGGUCUUUGCCAUCAGACAACCCACUAAAAAAGUUCCUGGAUCCCUUUGGAUGUCCCUCUGUUUACCUCACUGGUAAAGAUCUAAUGGAAGGUGUAGAGUGUGCAGUCGGAAAUGUUUAUGCUAAGGACCAACUAGCUGUUACUUACCUUGGAAGGAGAGACAAGGUCUUGAUGGUGUUAAAUGCUAAAGGUAGCUUUGCCACGGUGUUGGAAAACCUUCGUGACAGUCUGGCGAUCAACAUGAAGCUAGUGAUGCUACUAGCUCUCAGAUACUCCAUCGCAUGCCAAAUGGGUGCUCUGGAUUGUGUACUCCAUGACGGCCAAGUAGGGUCAGUGAAUGCAGAGGUGAACCGCUCUGUAGAAGGGCCUCUGUCCAAAAUAAAACCCAAUUCAGACUCCAUGAGCCCAGACUUUACUCUGGUAAUACAUGGCGGGGCUGGAGAGGUGAUGAUGUUAAACAGCAAAGUAGUGGAGGUCAUUGAGUUUGCUCUAAAGACAGCCUUAGGCCUCGGCUCCCAAGUGCUUCAACAUGGGGGCAGCAGCCUUGAUGCAGUUCAGAGGUCAGUGGAAGCUUUGGAAGAUUGCUUCCUCUUCAAUGCAGGGAAGGGUUCUGUUUUUAACAAAGAUGGAAAAAAUGAAAUGGAGGCCACCAUAGUGGAUUGCAGUGGGAUUAAUUCUGGAUCUGUAGCCUGCUUGCAGAGGGUAAAAAACCCCAUAAAGGCCGCCAGGUGUGUGAUGGAUAAGAGUCCCCACUCCAUGAUUGUGGGAGAAGGAGCGGAGGACUUUGUUCACGGUUUGGAGCCAGGGGAACCUCUCGGCCCAGAUUACUUCUACACUGAUAUCCGUCACAAAGAGCUAAUGGUGAAGCUGCAGGCUGACGUCAAUCCACAGAACAACCAUCCACAGACUGUGGGAGCGGUGGCACUGGACCGCUGGCGUAAGCUAGCUGCUGCAACGUCUACAGGGGGUUUGGUAGGGAAGCUGAAAGGCAGGGUUGGAGACACAGCUGUAGUAGGAGCAGGGAUAUAUGGGGAUGACAAGCUAGCUAUUACAUGCUCAGGAGAUGGAGAUGUGUUUCUGAGGCACACAGUAGCACAGAAAGUAGCCAUUCUCUACAACCACAAAGGUUACACCCUCAGACAAGCAUGUCGAGAAGUGAUCUCUGAAAACCUCAAAGGCAUCAGCGCCGGGAUCAUCGCUGUCGAUUCUAAAGGAGAAGCCGUCAUUGAGACCAGUGCUGGGGUGAUGUUUGUAGCCUCCAUGGUUGGCGGAAUUUCACGGGUUGAGGUCCUCAGACCUAUGCCUGAGAUCUCCAAUGUGAUCUGGGAGACAGAUGAGCUAGUUGCCCACCUUAAUCCAAAGCCUUGGACUCCAGGGGAUACAAUUCUGACGAGAAAAGCGUUAAGUGGUCCAAGCAGCAUCUUCCAGUUAGCUCUACCUGAUUUUGAGGCCAUGCUUCAAGCAGCAAAAACCGUUUCUAACCUGCUGUGUAAGAAACUUGGAGUACAGCGCUGUGCCUUGGUUUCUAACCCAUCCCCUGACCACCCAGCCCAAAUCAAACUGCUGCCACUCCAUGGCCUAGAAACGGACUGGCACCCUCAUGUAUCCCAACAAGAGGACUUCAAAGCCUUUGAUCCUGGCUACUGCUCCUCAAAGAGUGGGCCUCGCUGUGAGGAUGGACUGCUGGACCAGGUUCAGGCCAAGGUUAGGGAUAAACUGCCAACACCAAACGCCCCUUCUUGCUAUGAUUACUUGGGGGAUCAUUCCAGUGACGACCUGUUCUCUCGUAUUGUACGUGGAGAAGAGAAACAAUGGAGAGUUUGGGAGGACUCGGAGCAUGUUGCAUUCCUGACGCCAUACCCUAACACGCCCGGACUUACAGUUGUGGUGCCUCGCAAGCCCCUUUCCAGUGACAUCUUGAGUUUAGAAGAUGCAGACUACACAGCACUGACCCGAGCUAUCUAUAAAGUAGCCAAACUACUGGAAGAGGGAAUGAGAGCUAGGGGAGUUGCACUCAUUUUUGAAGGCUUUGAGAUUGAUUACGCCCAUGCUAAGAUGAUUCCUCUAGUACCGUCACCAGAUGGCAGCAAGCCUGAAGAACUGCAACCUGAACAUUUCCAAAGCUACCCCGGAUAUGUGUCUUCACUCAAUGGUCAAGCUGCCAAGCCUGAAGCCCUUGAGAAAAUCCACUCAACCAUCAGCCAAUGUAAGCCUCCUGGAUCAUGGCAAGAACCUCAGACCCACUCCAUGAUUGCCAUCAGGAGUCAGUGGUACCACAACAUGUUUCAGAUUCAAAACACCCUCUUUCACAGCACAGUGGAGUAUUUCCAUAAUGUCUGCCAGUACUCAUACGCUCUGACGCCUCUCACCACUGACACCAUCUCCUCCCCCAUGGGCCUGGGGUCGGAUUCAGAGCCGGUCUUGGUGAACAUAUUGGGCCAAGAUGUUUACCUUGCAGACUCCAUGCAGUUUGUACUGGAGUACUUCCUCCGCUUCCAGGAGAGCCUCCGAGGGACUUACUACAUAUCGCCCAGCUUCAGAGGGGAAGACCCUGAUGCCACACACUUGAAUCAGUUCUACCAUGUGGAGUGUGAACUCCUGGGUGAUAUGGACAAUGCCAUUCAGAUAGCAGAGGCCUACGUGUUUCACCUCACCAACGCCAUGCUGAAAAACCACUCUGACAUCAUACUAAACACCGCUGGGACCCUGACCCAUAUCACGGACAUGUUGAGUAAGCUUCAUGGAAACCAGCCUCUACCAAGAGUCCCACUAGACCAAGCCAUUCCCAUGAUGCCCUCUGCAGACUGUUUGGAGUGGGUUCAGCAAGGCCAGCCACACUUUGGCCGGAAGCUGACCCGCAAGGGCGAGAGGGUGUUGAUCGAGAAGUAUGGCGGCGCCGUGUGGCUGACGGAGAUGGACCACCUGGGCGUCCCCUUCUACCAGGCCUAUGUGGAAGGGUCAGGGCAGAGCAAGGCCAAGGCCUCGGACCUCCUGCUGGGCCUCGGGGAGACUGUAGGUCUGGGCGAGCGCCACUCCACCCCUGAGCUAGUUCAGGAGGCCCUCAGGCACCACGCGGUGCCCGAAGAGUCAUACAAGUGGUACAUUAACAUGCGGCAGGUGAGGCCCCUACUCACCAGCGGGUGGGGCAUGGGUACAGAACGCUACCUGUGUUGGCUUCUUCAGCACGAUGACAUCAGAGACAUUCAAAUCAUACCCAGGAUGAAGUCAAAAAAGUACAUGCCCUGAUCCGCAGUGAUGCAGCGCCCUUCAGGUUCCGGUCAUUAUAGAACCUCAGGACCUCAAAGUACCUUCAACGGCAGGAACAGAAUAAUACAGUUGAGUUGUUCCAUUCUACACCCAAUAAAUAAAUGUGAGAAUAUUUAUUGUUGAAUUGAUGAUUUAUCGACAUAUAACUACUAAAUAUUGCAUUCAGUUCAUGUGAUUGUAUAAAUUAUUUGUAAGACUAUUACCAUUAAUUAACCUUAUUAUUAUUACCUUUAUUUAUCUGUUCUGCUGAAGUAUGUUGAUGCUGAAAUAUGUUCUGCCACACUUUAUCUUUGUCUUAACAAACUGUAAAAUGAUAUUCUAUGAGUUCAACAAAUUAUUUGCUAUAAUACAAAAAUAUGAGUUUGAAUAUUUUCCAUUAAAUAAAGAUUUGAAAUGGAAUAGGGGUCAAUUUCAAUGACUUUAUUAUUUUGUAACAGUUGCCUUAAGUUAUUCUAUAUGCUAACUCUUUUUAUAACUCUUAUUUUAUUUGCUAUAAUAUAAAACUAUACCAAAGAUCCUAAGUACUAGAAUUGUUUUAAAUAUAUAUAUAGAAUCUUGAAGGGUCCUUCAAAUGCUCUUACUGCAUGAUUUUGUGUGCAUACAUUCUUCAUUCGUCACUGUUUUAGAGUUUUUGUUUUAGGUUUGAAGAGAAACAGUAUUUCAAAUCUUUGUAAAACAAUAAUUUCAGUUGGAUUGGGUCCAUUUCCAUGGUUUUAUACAUUUGUAACUUUUCUAUUGAAUUCAUUUUAAAUAAAUUAAUACUAAGGAUUACCAA
This is a messenger RNA of Gadus macrocephalus (Pacific cod), 5713 nucleotides long. RefSeq lists its product as uncharacterized. The record is from RefSeq and is a predicted model, not a curated record. Lineage: Eukaryota; Metazoa; Chordata; Actinopteri; Gadiformes; Gadidae. Gene Ontology annotation, molecular function: acyltransferase activity; ATP binding; aminoacyl-tRNA ligase activity. Bases 178 to 4917 code for a protein of 1579 amino acids. Gene Ontology annotation, biological process: tRNA aminoacylation for protein translation. The transcript has 5 exons.